Messenger RNA from Peromyscus eremicus (cactus mouse), 2833 nucleotides. It is a transcript of the gene Adgre1, whose product is annotated as adhesion G protein-coupled receptor E1. Gene Ontology annotation, cellular component: membrane. Lineage: Eukaryota; Metazoa; Chordata; Mammalia; Rodentia; Cricetidae. Gene Ontology annotation, molecular function: calcium ion binding; G protein-coupled receptor activity. The record is from RefSeq and is a predicted model, not a curated record. Gene Ontology annotation, biological process: cell surface receptor signaling pathway; adenylate cyclase-activating G protein-coupled receptor signaling pathway.
GGGAAGGCUCUCUUCAUUGAAUGACUGCCACAGUGCGAUGUGGGGCUUCUGGCUGCUCCUCUUCUGGGGCUGCAGUGGUGUACACAGAUGGGGGAUGACCACACUCCCCACACUGGGACAAAGUCUGCAGGGUGUGAACGAAUGUGAAGACACUACCACGUGUCCAGCUUACGCCACCUGCACAGACACCAAGGACAGUUAUUACUGUACCUGUAAACGAGGUUUCCUGUCCAGCAAUGGACAACCCAACUUCAGGGGCCCAGGAGUGGAGUGUCAAGAUGUUAACGAGUGUCUUCAAAGCGACUCGCCUUGCGGUCCUCACUCGAUCUGCACCAAUAUCCCAGGGCGAGCCCGGUGCAGCUGUCUUAGUGGCUUCUCUCCUCCCACUGGGAACAGCUGGAUCCUGGGAAGUCCAGGUCAUUUUCUCUGCACAGAUGUUGAUGAGUGUCUGACCGUCGGGAUCUGCCCUGAUUAUUCCAACUGCUCUAACUCUGUGGGAAGCUACAGCUGCAUCUGCCAACCUGGUUUCACUCGGAAUGGCCUUGCUUGUGAAGAUAAGGAUGAAUGUUCAGAACACAAUGCUUGCCCAGAACAUGCAACGUGCCACAACACUCUUGGAAGUUAUCACUGUACAUGUGACUCAGGAUUUGAAUUUAGUGGUGGAGGGUCAACGUUCCAGGGCCUGGAAGAAUCCUGUGAAGAUGUAGAUGAGUGCUCCAGGAACUCAACUCUUUGUGGCCUCACCUUGAUUUGCAUCAACACCCCGGGUUCCUACAACUGCUCCUGCCCAUCUGGAUUCUCCUUGUCAGUUUCCCAGAUCCCUGGUCAUCCAGUAGAGAGGAACUGUAUAGAUAUCGAUGAGUGUGAUGCCGUGUGCCCUUCCAACUCAUCAUGUACUAACACUCCUGGGAGCUACUUCUGCACUUGCCACCCUGGCUUUGCACCGAGCAAUGGGCAAGUGAAUUUCACAGACCCAGAAGUGGCAUGUGAAGAUAUUGAUGAAUGCAUCCAAGAUCCAUCACCAUGUGGACGAAAUUCUGUCUGCACCAAUGUUCCAGGCUCCUACAUCUGCGCUUGCCUUCCCACCUUCCGACCAGAUCCAGAAGGAUCCCAGGCACAUGGCAACUUUAGCUGCAAAAGGAUCCCCUUCAAGUGUAAGGAAGACUUGAUACCCAACAGUGAGCAGAUACAUCAGUGCCUAGCAGGGCAAGCCAGGGAUCUUGACUAUGCCUCCUUUUGCACACUUGUGAACGCCACCUUCGGCAUCCUGGAUAACGCCUGUGAAAACAAAAGCACCCCAGUGUCCCUACAGAAUGCAACGACGAGUGUUUCCCUCAUUCUGGAGCAAGCCCCCACGUGGACUGAGCUCAGCAGGGAGGAGACAUCUGCCCUGGGCACCAUCGUGCUGGCCACUGUGGAAAGCAUCAUGUUAGCUUCCCUUCUGACACCCUCAGGGAACGUCAGCCAGACCGUUCAGACGGAGUACCUAGACAUCGAAAGCAAAGUUAUCAAGGAAGACUGCAAUGGGGAGAACAUGUCCUUUAACUUGAAAGCCAGAGGGAAUGAGAUGAAAGUUGACUGUUCCAUCAUCAAGGAAUCACAAUCCACAGGGAACCCAGGAGUGGCUUUUGUCUCCUUUGCACACCUGGAAUCAGUUUUAGAUGAACGCUUCUUUGUUGGCCAGACCUCCUGGAAGCUGAAGAUAAACUCCCCUGUUGUCGGUGGCAUCGUGACUGGGGAGAAGAAGGAGGACUUCUCCAAGACCAUUGUCUACACCCUGCAGCACAUUCAGCCAAAGCAGAAGUCUGAGAGGCCCAUCUGUGUCUUGUGGAACCCCAAUGUGGAGGAUGGAAGAUGGACACGCUCAGGCUGUGAGAUCACAAAAGCAUCUGAGACAUACACAGAGUGCAGCUGUAACCGGAUGGCAAACUUGGCCAUCAUCAUGGCUUCUGGGGAGCUCACAAUGGAAUUCUCCCUGUACGUCAUCAGCCAUGUGGGUACAGUCAUCUCCCUGGUGUGCCUCGCCUUGGCCAUAGCCACCUUCCUGCUGUGUCACGCUGUGCAGAACCAGAACACCUACAUGCACCUUCAUCUUUGUGUGUGUCUCUUCUUAGCCAAGUUCCUCUUCCUCGUAGGUGUAGACAAGACAGACAACCAGAUAGCCUGUGCCAUCAUCGCAGGAUUCCUACACUAUCUUUUCCUUGCUUGCUUCUUCUGGAUGCUGGUGGAGGCGGUGAUGCUCUUCCUGAUGGUGAGGAACCUGAAGGUGGUGAAUUAUUUCAGCUCUCGCAACAUCAAGAUGCUGCACCUAUGUGCCUUUGGCUAUGGGCCCCCAGGCCUGGUGGUCAUGAUCUCGGCCAGUGUACAGCCACAGGGCUAUGGGAUGCAUAAUCUCUGCUGGCUGAAUACGAAGACUGGGUUCAUCUGGAGUUUCCUGGGGCCAGUUUGCACGAUCAUCGUGAUCAACUCUGUUCUCCUCGCCUGGACACUGUGGGUGCUGAGGCAGAAGGUCUGCAGCGUCAGCUCAGAAGUCUCAAAGCUCAAGGACACCAGGUUGCUGACCUUCAAGGCUAUUGCCCAGAUCUUCAUCUUGGGCUGCUCCUGGGUGCUGGGCAUUUUCCAGAUUGGCUCCAUAGCAAGCAUCAUGGCGUACCUGUUCACAAUUAUCAACAGCCUGCAGGGGGCCUUCAUCUUCCUCAUUCACUGUCUGCUGAACCGCCAGAUACGAGAUGCAUAUAGGAAACUCAUCACCAGGAAGACUGAACCCAGCUCCCAUUCCCAGACUUCAGGGGUCUUACUGUUAUCUAUGCAGUCCAAUUCCAAGACGGGUUAA